Coniophora puteana RWD-64-598 SS2 is the source of this 1659-nucleotide messenger RNA. RefSeq lists its product as uncharacterized. The record is from RefSeq and is a predicted model, not a curated record. The coding region runs from base 1 to 1659 and encodes 552 amino acids. NCBI's taxonomy places the organism in Eukaryota, Fungi, Basidiomycota, Agaricomycetes, Boletales, Coniophoraceae. The transcript has 8 exons.
AUGGACGACAUCCCGCAAAUGAAUCUGUUCGAUUCUGUCGACCAACUCCCUGCCUUGAACGCGCAUCAAGAUUUCUUGCCAGCUAAUACAGUCGCCCCGAGCGACUCUCUUGUCGGCGGCUAUGGUAAUCAGCUUCGAUCUUGGAACCAGAACCAGAACCAGUAUCAGUCUUACAGUAAUUCAUCUAACGUCCCUUUCAAUACGGCUUAUAUGCUACUUCAAAAUGAGACGUAUGCUCUCCGGACGGCGAAAGCCAACCUGGAGAAGCAGAACGCUUCUCUAAUCUCUUGUAACCAAACUCUUGCAAACGCGUUGGCGAGGCUCUCUGCAACUCCCAACUCUGGCCAUGGCGUCAAACGCCCGUCUGAACCCCAUUCUUCUGAUACCAUCAUCAUAUCAUCCUCACCACCGUCCUCGACCACCUCUCUCUCUGUCACCGAAGGCCCACCUCAAAAGCGGAUCAAGCUCGAGAAAAAAGCCCCAUCGGCGCCCAAACGUACACGCGCCGACUUCCCCAACGUCAAGUGGUGGGAAGAGGACGUUUAUGAUCGAUGGAUCGAAUCUGCAGCGGUCGUAUCCCGAGGGAUCCUCGACACGCAGCUCCCCUUCCUCGAGACGGAGCUCGGCAAGCCCAUCUCGAAGCAGGAGAUGGGCAAGCUCAUGCGGGCAUGCAGGACCAUCUGGCAUACCCUCGAUGUCGAGGGUAUCGCCCCCGAGUCCUGGGGCCUUGCCAGCAGCCACGCACUCGGCCGCUUCACCGACGAGCUCGUCGCCCUCUUCCCCUGGAUCCUCGCCUCGGACGAUAACUGGAAGAUCGUGCGUCUGGCGCGAAUCCGGUACCCUUCAUUCAUGCAGAACCAGCGCGACCGCAAGAAGAAGGCCGCUGCCGCCGCCGCUCUUGUUGUCGCUGUCCAAGUCAAACAAGAGCCGGUGUCUUCUCCAUCGGCCGAGGUCCAGCCGCUAGAGGCCAAAGACAAAGGGAAGGCGAAGGCAACAGAUGACGACGCAUACGCGGAGGACUUUGCCCUCAACACCGCCGAGGCUCAGUUGCACGGAGUGGAUGUGGAUGACGCGGGCGACCAGGAGUUGUUCCCUGAGGUUGGCAGCCCCUUCGCUCCCUCAGGAGCGCUGCCCGAAGCGGGGCCAAGCCGACGUCAGCCCCGUUCAGUACAAGCGCCCGGCUCGUCGAUAUCUACGGCAUCAAGGUCCUCGGUCGCUCCUCUGUCGUCCCCCGCCCCUCUCCCGGUACCUCUCCCGGUUCUUUUGACAUCCGUGCCCGAUUCCCUGCCCGCCUCCGCGCUCGUUCCAGAGCCCGCCUCUGAGCCCGCCUCCGAGCUUGCCUCCGCGCCCACUCUGCGGUCAGGCACAGUCGCUCGAGUCAGCACUGGGUCCACCGCUGGGAAAAGGCUAAUGAAGCCGGCCAAAACGCGAUCUGGAAGAACGUUGGCACAGCUCCGUUACCUCAAGAGCAAGGGUGAAAUUACCGUCGAAGGCUUCAACAAGUGGUGGAAGAGCCUCAGCGACGACAUUCGAGAGAAGUACAAUAAGGACGCUGAAGCACUUAUCACGGAGAAUACGUGGAUUAACAAUACUGCCGCCGCCGUCGUCGCCGCCGUCUCGCUGGGAACGUUCUACGACUUGGAGCAAUGUGGAGUAUAG